This is a messenger RNA of Sorex araneus (European shrew), 4633 nucleotides long. RefSeq names its product solute carrier family 5 member 8 (gene SLC5A8). NCBI's taxonomy places the organism in Eukaryota, Metazoa, Chordata, Mammalia, Eulipotyphla, Soricidae. Gene Ontology annotation, molecular function: organic acid:sodium symporter activity. The record is from RefSeq and is a predicted model, not a curated record. Gene Ontology annotation, biological process: sodium ion transport; propanoate transmembrane transport. The coding region runs from base 1 to 1836 and encodes 611 amino acids. The transcript has 15 exons. Gene Ontology annotation, cellular component: membrane.
AUGGAGGCGCCGCGCGACAUCGGCACCUUCGUGGUGUGGGACUAUGUGGUGUUCGCCGCGAUGCUGCUCAUCUCGGCCGCCAUCGGCAUCUACUACGCCGUCUCCGGGGGCCUCCAGCAGAACUCCAAGGAAUUCCUGAUGGGCGGCCGCCGGAUGACCGCCGUGCCAGUGGCGCUGUCCCUCACCGCCAGCUUCAUGUCGGCCGUCACCGUGCUGGGCACCCCCUCCGAGAUCUAUCGUUUUGGGGCCAUCUUCUGCAUGUUUGCCAUCACCUACUUCUUCGUGGUCCUCAUCAGCGCGGAGGUCUUCCUCCCGGUGUUCUACAGACUGGGCAUCACCAGCACCUACGAGUAUUUAGAGCUUCGAUUCAACAAAUAUGUUCGUCUCUGUGGAACAGCCCUCUUUAUUGUUCAAACGAUCCUGUAUACUGGAAUUGUUAUUUAUGCCCCUGCUCUGGCUCUGAAUCAAGUCACAGGAUUUGAUCUGUGGGGUGCAGUUGUCGCAACGGGGGUGGUCUGCACGUUCUACUGCACGUUGGGUGGUCUUAAAGCUGUUAUCUGGACGGACGUUUUCCAAGUUGGGAUCAUGGUGGCUGGAUUUGCAUCUGUGAUUAUACAGGCUGCAGUGGUGCAGGGUGGAAUCAGACGGAUUCUAGAUGAUGCUUAUAAUGGUGGAAGAUUAAACUUCUGGAAUUUUGAUCCUAAUCCUUUGCAAAGACACACAUUCUGGACAAUUGUUAUAGGAGGGACCUUCACUUGGACCAGCAUCUAUGGGGUGAACCAGUCCCAAGUGCAGCGAUAUAUUUCCUGUAAAAGCCGAUUUCAGGCAAAACUGUCUCUCUAUGUCAAUCUCAUAGGACUCUGGGGAAUCCUUGUCUGUUCAGUGCUUUGUGGACUUGCCCUGUAUUCCAGGUACCAUGACUGUGAUCCUUGGACAUCCAACAAAGUAUCUGCACCAGAUCAGCUCAUGCCUUAUUUAGUACUGGACAUUCUGCAAGAUUAUCCGGGACUUCCUGGCCUCUUUGUGGCCUGUGCUUACAGUGGCACAUUGAGCACAGUGUCCUCCAGUAUUAAUGCCUUAGCAGCUGUAACUGUGGAAGACCUGGUCAAGCCAUACUUCAAAACGCUCUCAGAAAGGGGUCUCUCUUGGACUUCCCAAGGGCUGAGUGUGCUGUUUGGAGCCCUGUGUAUAGGAAUGGCUGCUCUGGCAUCUCUAAUGGGAGCUUUAUUGCAGGCAGCACUCAGCAUAUUUGGUAUGGUUGGCGGACCACUGAUGGGCUUGUUUUCUCUAGGCAUUUUGGUUCCCUUUGCCAACUCAACCGGAGCACUUGUUGGUCUGGCAGCUGGAUUUGCUGUUUCUUUGUGGGUUGGAAUUGGAGCUCAACUUUACCCUCCACUUCCAGAGAGAACUAUGCCACUAAAGCUUGAAACCUAUGGCUGUAAUAUCACAAGCAAUGGGACGAAUUGGAUGCCAACCACAGAAAUGCCAUUUUCUACGAGUGCUUUUCAAAUACCUGAUGCUGAAAGGACUCCGCUGAUGGAUAACUGGUACUCUCUAUCCUAUCUGUACUUCAGCACUCUUGGAACUUUGGUAACUGUAUUUGUGGGAAUUCUUGUCAGUUUACCAACAGGAGGAAGAAAGCAAAACCUAGACAGAAAAUUUCUGCUAACUAAAGAAGACUUUUUAUCAAACUUUGACUUCUUUACAAAUAAGAAGCAUGAUUUAAGCUAUAAGUCUCACCCGGUAGAAGAUGGUGGAACUGAUAAUCCUGCCUUCAACCACAUUGAGUUGAACUUUCCAGAACAAAGUGGAAAGGUCAAUGGGACUCGUUUGUGAAGCAGUUAUGAUCUUAGGUGGUCUUGCAAAUUCAGGUUUUAUAUAUUUUCUAAGAUAAUUCAGGCACAUUAAUAUAUAUUUUUCUUUGUUACCUGUCAUGAAUGUUUGUGGGGGGGAGUACUUUGUAGGGAUAAAUUUUUGUUAGAGCAAUGUCCUGACUUUCUUCAAAGACUGUACUUAUUCAUUGAUGCUGCUUUGGAGUUAUGAAUUUCAGCAUUAGCAUUUAGCUCUAUUUUUCUUUGAUUCCCAUGGAGUGAACAUUGUGAAAAAAAAUUAUGCAAGUUAUAACUACAUAUAGGCCAAAAAGAUUGAUACACAAAUCCACACACACCUGAUCAAAGGCCUCCUCUUAAAUUUGGGCAUUGUUCAAAAUAAUUUUCACGCAUUGGUGCUAGUGUAUAAAUUUUAGGGUUGGCCAAAAUUGAAAUUAAUACUGAAGAGGGCUUUAUUUCCCACUGCUAAACUCUCUAUUUGGAGAGCAAUCAAGUCAUAGGAUUCUCACAUCUUUGCUUCCCAUUGGUUGAUACCAGUCCAAGACACGUGUUAGUACAGGAACUGUUUCCAGUAAUCAAGAAUCAUCCUCUGUGGGGCAGAAUUGGGCCCAGUGAUCAAGGUUGUCUUCUUGGCACUUACUCUCAAAGGUUUUAUCUUGUUAUCUGGACUUAGUCCCUUGCUACUUAUGCUUCUGCCUUUCUUGGACUCUGGUUCUUCGUGCAUUUCUAGUUUUUUUAACUCCUCAAGUUUGGCUUUGUUUUGUACUUUAUCUUUCCUUGUCUUCCUAACUUCCUGUUUACUCCAUUUCUUUGAUUUUAGACAUGUUUUGACAUACUUCUUCAGAUCAUACCAUCCCAGAUCCUGAUUAUUUAAAUCCUAGCCUAUAAAAUUAAAAACUCUUGUGAGCCCGAUACUGAUUUAAGUAUUUUUAACAUAGGCAAUUAAGAAUUUGGUGGUUUAAGAAUACUUGUAAUUAUUAAAAAUUGGCAUCAUGGGGUUAUUAAGUUGAUUUUCUAAAUAUCAGAUCAUUUGCAAUCUGUUAAAUUUAAAGGCACGGUUGCUUAAAAUAGUUCAUCUUGCAAAAGCUUACAUAGGCAAGCAUUGCUUUUCUUCAAUGUACUGGGAUUACUAAGUUAUGCUUUGUUCCAAGCUUUCAAAUUCCAGAAAUAAUAUUCACAAACCCGUCUCAAAGUUUAUUUUUUGCUACAGUUCUAGCUCAGUGUUUGUUAUAAGCUUGCAUCAAUAAUUUAUUAUUUUCUAAAGUAGCCAUGUUAGGUACUACUUAUAAAGUGUAUAGCUUUAGAAAGUUUUAAAAUAAUGUUUAGGCAUAUUAAAUAUUUAUGAUGUUUUUUGAUUAUUUUCUGAUGUUAACAUGCUCUGAACAUUUAUAGACUGCCAAUUGAAAACACAGAGGAUUUUUUUUAAAGGAUAUGACAUAUAUGUAAAGCAAAAAGAUUUAUAUAUUUAAAUUGAUAACAAUAUAUUUUAUAUGUGUAUAGAUGUUAUUUUUUAAAUCAACAUAUUUUAAGCAUACAUCAAAAUUUAUGAAUUGUUCUAUAAUAUUUUAAAGAGUAGCAAGAGAAAUAUUAUUUUAUAUGAGUGUAAUUUGAACUAUUAUUUAUGUAAUAAUUGAAAAUUCGCAUGUAUAUGCUAUAAUUCAAUUUUGGAAAUUAAAAUCAAGUAUUUUAAAAAUAAAAUCAAGUUAUUUAAAUAAUGUUUUCUCCUAUCUCUCAAGGGACAAUGUAAUCUACUUUUAACAAGAGAUAUAAUAUAUUCUUUUCCUCCUUUAUCCCUUUGUGGCAUUAGAAAUUAUCUAUAGUUAUAUAUUGGAUAUUUUACAAAUAUGAGUAUUAGAAUUCUUAAGAAAUCAAAUAAUAUUACUAUUAAAAUUAUUAUUUUAAUCAUAUAACUUUGAAUAAAGCCAAGUAUAAAUGUUAAUAUGUUGUAAAACAUUAAAUAUUUAAUAUUCUAAAGUACUUUUGAAUCCCAGUAAUCUUAAUGGGAGGAAAAAACCAUACAAGUUGCUCACUUUGAUUUUGCCAUUGAAAAAUUGCAUGAACUUGAAUUUAUCCUUGAAUUGAAGCCUCACUACUAUUUGUAAUAUUUUCAUACAGAAUAAUAACCAUUAUUUAUGGUCAUAUUUAUGGUAUUUAUGAUCAUACACAUAAAUAUAGGCAGAGUUUUGAAAAUACUAAGGUCUUGUGAAUAAUUACAUAAACCACUCUUAAGAACAAUUAGCUUCUCAAUCUGACAUUCAGCAUUACCAUACGUUAAAAUGAAGUAAAUUGUAUAUAUGUGACUAUAGAGGCUUCAUAAUUUUGUUUUAAUUAUGAGAAGCCCAUAAGGUAUAGCUUCUUUUUGACAAUGGAGUGGCUGUACAUGAUACACAUAUGUGGACCAGAGAUGAGUUGAAAUGGGGCAAAUAUAUCAACACUACAUUGAUUCUUAUAGAAAAUUCUAAGGGUUUUAUUUAUUUUUAUUAUUUUAAAAAAUUUGAGGCCAUUCCUGGCAGUGCUCAGGACUUACUCCUGGCUUCAUGCUCAGUGAUCACAGUUGGCCUCAGGGGACCAUAUGAAGUGCUUAGGAUCCAACAUGGGUUGGACCAUGUGCAAGGCACUUGCCUCACCCGGUGUACUCUAGCCCCUAGAAAUUCUGGUUUUUCAACCACUCUAUUGAUAGAAUCAACUGAGUGUUUAACCAGUUAGUGUCUGAAAAUUCACCAUAUAAUUUUGCUACCGAAGUUUUUUUACUUCCAUAUUUGUGUGUUAUUGUUUGUGGACAAAGCUUGAGGACUUUUAUGAUG